Molecule: messenger RNA, 2178 nt
Organism: Helicoverpa armigera (cotton bollworm)
Lineage: Eukaryota; Metazoa; Arthropoda; Insecta; Lepidoptera; Noctuidae
Gene: Sra-1
Product: cytoplasmic FMR1-interacting protein
Exons: 16
Coding region: 16-2178 (720 amino acids)
Biological process (GO): regulation of actin filament polymerization; cell morphogenesis; regulation of translation
Cellular component (GO): SCAR complex; synapse; neuron projection
Molecular function (GO): RNA 7-methylguanosine cap binding; small GTPase binding
Source: RefSeq, a predicted model, not a curated record
UAGAGCAAGCUUCAGAUGUUCCUCGCUCCUGAAGAAGGUAACGCUCAUGCAGUGAUGCUGUACACGUGGCGAUGCUGUUCCCGCGCUAUACCGCAGCCGAGGUCUAACGAGCAGCCGGACAGAGUGCACAUAUACGAGAGGACCGUCCAGGUGCUGGCGCCCGAGGUCGACAAGCUGCUGCAGUUCAUGUACUUUCAGCGCAAAGCAAUAGAGCGCUUCUGCGGCGAGGUCAGACGACUCUGUCACGCGGAGAAGCGACGCGACUUCGUGUCAGAAGCUUACCUUCUGACUUUAGGCAAGUUUGUCAAUAUGUUCGCCGUGUUAGACGAGCUGAAGAACAUGAAGAGUUCUGUGAAGAAUGAUUAUUCUACUUAUAGGAGAGCGGCCCAAUUCCUAAAGGUGAUGUCAGACAGCCAGAGUUUACAAGAAUCACAGAAUCUAUCCAUGUUUUUAGCGACACAGAAUAAAAUACGCGACACUGUGAAAGAUGCCUUGGAGAAGAUUAAUGGUUAUGAAGAACUUUUGGCCGACGUGGUCAACAUAUGCGUGCAUAUGUUCGAAACUAAAAUGUAUCUUACGCCCUCUGAGAAACAUAUGCUGGUCAAGGUAAUGGGUUUCGGCCUGUUUUUGAUGGAUUCUGAAGUUUGCAACAUUAACAGACUUGAUCAGAAGAAAAAGAUUCGUUUGGAUCGUAUCGAUAGAAUAUUCAAGAAUUUGGAAGUGGUACCUCUAUUCGGUGAUAUGCAAAUCGCACCGUUCAACUAUAUUAAGCGGUCGAAACAUUAUGAUCCGAGCAAAUGGCCGCUAUCAUCCAACUCCAACCCGCCGUCUCCCCAAGCUGACCUGAUGGUCCACCUGCCCCAAAUACGAGAGGAACAUCAGAACUACAUCUCCGAGCUCGCUAGAUAUAGCAACGAGGUGACAACAACAUUCAAAGAAGCCGGUUCAGACACUGAAAAUAAGGCCGUCACAGAACUGUGCCUCCGAGGCUUACAGCUCCUAUCUUCAUGGUGUUCAGUAUUGACUGAACUGUGUUCAUGGAAACUGCUGCAUCCGACUGAUCAUGCGAGUAACCCGCGCUGUCCGGCUGAUGCUGAGGAGUAUGAGAGGGCAACCCGCUACAACUACACCUCAGAAGAGAAAUUCGCCAUGAUAGAAGUAAUAGCCAUGAUCAAGGGGCUGCAGGUGCUCAUGGCUCGCAUGGAGACGGUGUUCGCUGACGCAGCCAGGCGGUCCAUCUAUGCGGAACUGCAGGACUUCGUGCAGCUCAUGCUGAGAGAGCCGCUCAGGAAGGCCAUUAAGAACAAGAAGGAUCUCAUACGCAGUAUAAUAGUAUCAGUUCGUGAAACUUGCGGUGAUUGGGCGCGCGGCUGUGAACCGCAACAGGAUCCGGCGCUGCGAGGGAAGAAGGAUGGAGAAGCUAGUUUCACUAUCAAAGUGCCUAGGCGGAAUGUUGGGCCAUCAUCCACCCAGCUAUACAUGGUGCGAACACAGCUCGAAGCGCUGAUCUCCGACAAGUCUGGUGGACGUCGGACCUUACGUAAAGAUUUAGACGCAGGCACACUGACGCAGAUAGAGACAUUCCAUCGUCUGAGCUUCUACUGGGGAUACCUGCUGAAUUUGAGUGAUUCUCUACAAAAAUGCUGCGAUCUAUCUCAACUUUGGUACAGAGAGUUCUACUUGGAAAUGACUAUGGGACGCAAAGUUAACAAAUGCAUGGUCCGCCAUCAGCACAACGAGGAGUGUAAUGACCUGAUAACCAUGGAGAAACGCAUACAGUUCCCCAUAGAGAUGUCUAUGCCAUGGAUCCUGACUGACCACAUACUGAGGACUAAAGAACCCGCUAUGAUGGAAUACGUGCUCUACCCACUAGAUCUCUACAACGAUUCGGCUCAAUACGCGCUGACAGUGUUCCGCAAGCAGUUUCUAUACGACGAAGUGGAAGCGGAAGUCAAUCUGUGCUUCGACCAGUUCGUGUACAAGCUUUCUGAACAGGUGUACGCGCAUUUCAAACAGUUGGCCAGCAGGUGUACGCGCAUUACAAACAGCUGGCCAGCAGUUAGCAAGCAGUUUCUAUACGACGAAGUGGAAGCCGAAGUCAAUCUGUGCUUCGACCAGUUCGUGUACAAGCUCUCCGAACAGGUGUACGCGCAUUACAAACAGCUGGCCAGCAGGUGA